GGAGGAGGAGGAGGAGUUGCCCGCCCAGCUGCCAUUGCGUGGGCGAGCGCUCGAAAAGUUUUGAAACACCUUUGGAAAUUGUAACAAAAAUGAGAAUUAAAAUGCCCGCGGUUCGAAUUGCACAAGAUUCCGACUCGACAGAGAACGAUGCGGUUGCCGCGCAGGACAUCCUCACGUGUGGCGCCUGCCAGAAGACCUUCGCACUGUCGGACAUUGUCCGCUUCAUUCAGCACAAGGUGCUGCAGUGCAACAAGGAGAACUAUGGUCAGUGUACCACACAGGCGCCCAGCAUGGAUCGCGAUGCCGACGAGGGUCGACCCCUGAGUCUGGUCAAUCGCCGUCCCUCAAUUUCGGCGCCAAUCACAGGCCGCAAAUCGGCGCCAGUUGCCGGCAGUGGCCCCACAGUUGCAGCCAAUGCAAUUGCAAGUGCGGCUGCUGCCACUGCUGCCGCUGCGGCGGCGGCGACAGCAGCGGCUGCCGCAGCCGCUGUUGCAAGCAGCGCUGCAAGCGGCUCACGCAUACACACACCGCCGCCGAGUCCAGCGGAUCUGCUCGCCGAUGGCGCCAGCAGCACUCCCAAGCGCCUCGUCGAUGAGAACGACAAUACGACGCCCAAAGCGGACAGCGAUGCGCUGACCACCGCCACCGGCGCAGCGGGACUGGAGUCGAGCAUCGCUCACAGUCCUCGCGCUCAGUUGGCGCAGGGGCAACUGAUUGGUCGCGACGAGUGUGCUCUGCACGAUGACAAGCCAAAGGUCAAGCAGGAGCCCUAUGCCGACGACGAGCAGCUCGACGAGGAACUGGAGCUGGAGCAGGCUCCAGAACAAGAGCAGGAACAGGAGCGGGUUAGAGAGCAGGAGCAGGAGCGGGAGCGGGAGCGGGAACUGAAUGCGCAACUGCUGACACAGGCGACUGACAGAGACGAGUGCCAACAGCCGCUGGCCAAGCGGCCCAAAAUGGAGCUCGUCGAUGCCGAAGCGAAUACAGUGCACACAGAACCCAGCAAUUACACAUGUUCGACGUGCAAGACCCGCUACACAUCCGCGUGGCGCCUCAUCCAGCACGUGCAGCACUCGCACGGCGUCAAGAUCUACGUGGAGACGGGUGGCUGUGGCGCCACCUUGACUGUGGCCACACCCGCCGCUCUUAAUGCGGCGGCAACAGCAGCAGCAGCACAAGCCACCAGCGUCAGCGUCAGUCCAAAUCGUAGUCUCAGUCCCGCAGCAGCAACUGUUGGUAGCGUCUCUCUGCCGCUGCCGCUGCACGCGCUCAUGGCGCAGUCUCCAGCGCCAAAGCGCAGCACCAGCAACAGCAGCGCCGCCGCCGUAGCAGCAGCAGCAGCAGCAGCCGCAAUUUCUGCAGGCUCGGCCAAUACGAGCAGCAACAGCAGCAGUAAUGUGAGCAGCAGUAGCAACAGCGCCAAUUCACCCACACAGCAACUGUUGCAGCAGCGUGUACAACAGCAACAGCAGCAGCAGCAGCAGCAGCAACAACAGCAGCAGCAGCAGCAACAGCAGCAACAGCAACAGAGUCUAGCGCUGGCAGCAGGCAUGCGUCAUCAUGCGCUGCUGGCGCCACCAGAUUCGUUGCACGCGAACCCCUUCCAGCUGCUGCGCAUGCCACUGCCACCCGCGCUGUCGCAGAGCAAUGUAGUUCCUAGCGUGUCGCCGCUGUUUGGCCGCCCCACGCCCGCCGAUCACUAUCGCAUGGAGCAGCUGGUUAGCGAGCAGUUCCGGCACCAUGGCUUCAGUCUGGCCGCCGCCGCUGCCGCCGCCCAGGCGCAAUUCAAUGCCAAUACACAGCAACAGCAACAACAGCAGCAGCAACAGCAGCAACCUGCUCAGCCCAUUGCUGUCAAUGUUCCUAAUCCCGUCGAGCAGCGACCGCCAUCGAGCAAUAGCAGCCAGCGUGGCUCAGUACCGCCCGCUGCACUACCACCUCCGUCACUGAGCUCACAGCAGCAACAGCAGCAACAACAACAGCAACAGCAACAGCAGCAGCAACAACAGCAGCAACAGCAGCAACAACAGCAACAGCAACAACAGCAGCAGCAACAAGUGGCCGCAGCGGCGGCUGCUGCUGCAGCUGCACUGAGUCCAGCUGCUAGUUUAAAUUUGGAACCGCAGCAGAUGGAUUUUUACUCGCAGCGAUUGCGUCAGCUUGCGGGCACAACAAGCCCUGGAGCUGGCAACAUUGUUAACUCGAGCUCGCCGAGUCCACGACAGAAGCAAUCGCCGCGCUUUGCGAGCCCCUCGCCCAGCUCUGCCUCGCUUUCGGUUGCCGCCGCAACAACACCCCCAGAGAAAGGUAUCGAGAAUGGUCAGCUAACAUCGACGCCCCAUUCCGCCAGCACGCCCACGCCCACCAAGCCAGACACCGAACGGGAAUCCGAGCUGGAGUCGAGUUGCUAUUCGUGUGGCUACUGCGACAAGAAGUUCCGCUAUGAGAACAACUUGAUUAUCCAUCAGCGGACGCAUACCGGUGAGAAGCCGUAUAAGUGCACCGCCUGCGACUUUGAGUGCUCGCACAUACAGAAGCUAAUGAAGCAUAUGCGGGUGCAUCGCAGUCCAGCCGAUCAUGGACACGAUGGCGGCGAUAAUCAGGAUGGUCACGAUGGCGGCAGCAAUGCCGAUUCGCUGGAAACGAAUGAGGCGGACAACGAUGACGAUCCCAAUCCCGAUGAAUCCGACGAAGAGCUGAACGACGAGGAUGCCGACGCGGAUGCCGAUGGCGAAGAGGAUGACGAGGAUGAGCUAGACGAUUGCGAUGAUGUUGACUACGAGGCCGAAGAUCUGAGCGUCAACAAUCGCAUCGAUGGCAAAAGUCAAAGCCCCAAGACGACCAGCUCCGGUGCCACAUCGCUGGUGGGUGAGCUGAUGGACAAGUUCGGCCUAUCCAACAUUGCCCAAUAUUCGGAGGCGUACAAGCAGGCGCUGCAGGAGUCCGGACGCAAGGAAGCAGCCGCUGUGGCCGCUGCCGCUGCUGCCGCCGCCGCUGUUGUGGACAACAACAAUCGUGGCUCGGCAGCCGGUGCAGCCAAUCCAGGUGCUGGUAGCGGCGUCGCCUCCAACCAGCCACUGGGUGACAAGCUUAACGGUUUACCAGUGGCAGCGUUGCGACUGCGCGAUGAAUUCGCCAAGAACUGCAAUAUGUUCCAGCCACAGCCGCAAGAUGCGCCGUCGCAGGUGCCGCUCUUCAAUCCGUUUCCCAAUCCCUUCGAGCUGUCCAAGCGCAUGAAGAUCGAUGGCGGUGAUUGGUGGGGCAUGUCCGCCCUGCAUCGCAACGAGGCGCUCUUCGAGAACCUCAAGCUGAAGCCGUUGGGUCUGGGCGGCGCGAACUCGCUGCUGCAAGGACCGCUGCUCAAGAAGGAGAGCCGGCAGCGCAACGAUACCUGCGAGUUCUGCGGCAAGGUGUUCAAGAACUGUUCCAAUUUAACGGUGCAUCGUCGCAGCCACACCGGCGAGAAGCCAUACAAGUGUGAACUGUGCUCCUAUGCCUGCGCCCAGAGCUCCAAGCUCACGCGCCACAUGAAGACGCACGGACGCACCGGCAAGGAUGUGUAUCGCUGUCGCUUCUGCGACAUGCCCUUCAGCGUCCCCUCCACCCUCGAGAAGCACAUGCGCAAGUGUGUCGUCAAUCAGGGCAAGGCGGCAGCAGCUGCUGCAAAUGCGGCCAAUGCUGUUGCCGCUGCCCAAGCCGCCGCUGCCGCACAGCAGCUGCAGGCCGCUGCUCAGGCACAACAGCAGCAGCAGCAGCAGCAACAGCAACAGCAGCAACAGCAACAGCAGCAACAGUUGCCAUCGCAAUCGCAGCUAUCGCCGCCGUGUGCAAUGGGCGUGGCUGUCGGCUAUCCGCCGCAAUUCGGACACAAUCUGUCGCUGGCGGGCAGCGUGAGUGGCGACAAUGAUUCGAAUGCAUCCUCCAGCCUGCCAGCGCACUCCUCCAUUUCGCUCAAGGAGGAGGCAUGACUUUUUAGCAGCUGGAGCAGCAGUCCUCUUCCGCAUUCGCAUUCGCAUCCACAUUC
Drosophila grimshawi is the source of this 4024-nucleotide messenger RNA. RefSeq names its product AF4/FMR2 family member lilli (gene Cph). Lineage: Eukaryota; Metazoa; Arthropoda; Insecta; Diptera; Drosophilidae. Bases 90 to 3968 code for a protein of 1292 amino acids. Gene Ontology annotation, biological process: regulation of transcription by RNA polymerase II. Gene Ontology annotation, molecular function: DNA-binding transcription factor activity; RNA polymerase II cis-regulatory region sequence-specific DNA binding. The transcript is spliced from 4 exons. Gene Ontology annotation, cellular component: nucleus. The record is from RefSeq and is a predicted model, not a curated record.